AUGACGCAGACGACAGGCAAGCGCGUCGCGCUGAUCACGGGCUGCUCUGAGCCCUCGUCACUGGGAGCGCUCCUCGCGCUCGAGCUGGCAAAGGUACACGACUAUCGGGUGUUCGCGAGUGCGAGGCGCGUCGAAACGCUGAAGGGGUUGGCCGCGGAGGGCCUCGACAUCCUCGAGCUAGACGUCACCCAGGCCGACUCGAUCGCCGCGGCAGUCAAGUCCAUCCGCCGCGCGGCGGGCCGGCUCGACCUGCUGGUCAACAACGCGGGCGUGGCGGGCUUCUCGCCCCUGCUCGACACGAGCAUCGACGCGCUCCGCGCCAUGAUUGAGAUCAACACGAUCGCGCCGCUCGCCCUCGCGCAGGCGUGCGUCCCGCUGCUUGUCCGCGGGGCGGAGAGCGGGCGCGACGCCGUGAUCGCAAACGUGUGCAGUACGGCCAAGGACGGGCUGCCUUUUAUCGGCGCGUACGGGGUCUCCAAGGUGGGCGCCGCAGGCGAUUACAAAGAGACUAUGCACUCACUCACGCCCCGCCAGGCCGCCGCAACCACCCUCUCCGACACGCUCCGCCGCGAGGUCGCCGACGUAGGCAUCAAGGUCGUGACCCUCGAGUUUGGCACGAUCAAGACGCAGAUGAGCGCCGGCGACAAGGUGUUCGAGCUGGCAGGCACCCCGACGGGGCUGUACAAGCCGACAGAAGAGCUCGAGGCGGCGACGAAGGCCAUGAUGCUGCGUAACCACUCCAUCGCGCCUGACGCCGCCAGCGUGACCCGCCGCGUGGCGACCGCGCUCGCGGCCGACAGCCCGCCGCGCAAGAUCUGGGCUGGCGUGCCCAGCUUCAUCUCGCGCUGGGUCAUUCCGCUCCUCGCGACGUGGUUGCUCGACGCGAUGCUCCGCCGCGUUAUGAAGGUGCGCGAGAUGGUGCGCAAGCCGGUCGUGCGUUAG
This is a messenger RNA of Vanrija pseudolonga, 942 nucleotides long. RefSeq names its product Short-chain dehydrogenase cctT. Bases 1 to 942 code for a protein of 313 amino acids. NCBI's taxonomy places the organism in Eukaryota, Fungi, Basidiomycota, Tremellomycetes, Trichosporonales, Trichosporonaceae. The transcript has 2 exons. The record is from RefSeq and is a predicted model, not a curated record.